Phytophthora infestans T30-4 is the source of this 873-nucleotide messenger RNA. RefSeq lists its product as uncharacterized. The record is from RefSeq and is a predicted model, not a curated record. The transcript is spliced from 3 exons. NCBI's taxonomy places the organism in Eukaryota, Oomycota, Peronosporomycetes, Peronosporales, Peronosporaceae. Bases 1 to 873 code for a protein of 290 amino acids.
AUGUCGGCAAGUUCAAGGGCCAACACGGCCGCGUGCUGCGCUCGAGGAACGGCUGGCGAGAACACAGCCAAGCGUGCGUACGAGCUCACUCUUCUCGAGGAUUUGGAGACCAUUAAGAAGCUGCAUGCCAAAAGUCUCGAGAAGGAGAGAAAACGUCGCGCUGAGAGCCGAGCCAACGGGACGAACGCCGGAGACGACGGAGACGACGAAGAUGACGAAGACGAAGCCAAUCAGAGCGGGACGGACGACCUGCUGACUGCUGAGCAGAGUGACGAUUCACAGGGAGAAGACAACGGCACACGUUCGCGUCGUGUGUCGACUCGUGGGAACUACGGCAUCUCGUGGAUUGAGAAGAAGGUGAAUUUGCCGAACCGCAAGGGCUUUGGUAUCGUCAAGAAGGCAGAUCGAGAUACUUGCACGGUGGAGAUCCAAACCACCAAGGUGAUGCAAGUGUUCAAGAAGAAAGAUCUCCAGCUUGCAGGUGACAGCCACGCGAAAACGGCUCGUCAGAACAGCCGCAAUCGCAAUAAUGCCAAGGCUCGCGAGAAACUUGGGCUUGGAGAGGACGUGGUGUUGAUGGGCACGACUCCGUCACGUUAUAUUGCGUUCCAAGACCUCGUGAAGAAGUUUGCAAUGCGUCGACGUGAAAAACUCAAGAAGCGCCCGAACCUAAUCGAGUGGGAAGCGCGACUGAAUUUGAACUACUUGGAGAAUGGAUUCUGGGACAAAAGCGAUCCGUCCGUAAUUGAUAUCGUCGUGGUUCCUCAGUGCGAGAUUUGCGGCGUGGAGAAAGAGCCCGUUAUACUCCGCUUCGUUGACGGUGAGGCCUUCCGCAUAAGUGGAUCUGGCCCGUACAACUUCCCAUCCAGGUAG